This is a messenger RNA of Magnolia sinica, 939 nucleotides long. Its product is annotated as light-harvesting complex-like protein 3 isotype 2, chloroplastic. The coding region runs from base 8 to 754 and encodes 248 amino acids. The record is from RefSeq and is a predicted model, not a curated record. The transcript is spliced from 3 exons. Lineage: Eukaryota; Viridiplantae; Streptophyta; Magnoliopsida; Magnoliales; Magnoliaceae.
CAUCAUCAUGUCAAUGUCGGUGUUCUUCCCGUCUCUUCCAACCGUCCUUACAAGACUUCGUCUCCCUCAGAAACCUCAUCUCCUUCAUCCAUUCAAGAACCGCCUCUACCUCACUCUCCCAGGGGCUGCAGCAGACAAUGGGCCAGGAAUGGUGAGCUCCGCCACUCUAGAGGAGAAAGCAGAGAAGAAGGAAGGAGCUUCUCCUGUUGAUUCUAAGGAGAAGCUGCAGAAGGAGGAGGAAGAUUCUCUGGUUUCGAACGGCGCAGCGGCGAACUUCAAAGAUCCUAAAUGGGUUGGAGGGACUUGGGAUUUACAGCAGUUUUCGAAAGACGGGAAGACGAAUUGGGAUGCGGUCAUCGACGCAGAGGUUAGGAGGAGGAAAUGGCUAGAAGAUAAUCCUGAAGCAUCGAGUAAUGACAAGCCUGUAGUCUUCGACACUUCCAUUAUUCCCUGGUGGGCAUGGGUCAAGAGGUUCCACCUCCCCGAAGCAGAGCGACUGAAUGGCCGUGCUGCAAUGAUUGGGUUUUUCAUGGCAUAUCUGGUGGACAGCUUGACAGGUGUUGGUUUGGUUGAUCAAAUGGGGAAUUUCUUCUGCAAAACUCUCCUGUUUGUGGCUGUAGUUGGUGUGCUUGUGAUCCGAAAGAACGAAGAUAUAGAGAAUUUGAAGAAGCUCUUGGAGGAGACAACUUUUUACGACAAGCAGUGGCAAGCAACAUGGCAGGACGAAAACCGUAGCAGUUCAAAAAAAGACUAGAGGCGCAUGUGUAUCCCAUGAUUCAAUCAUUGUUUUCACCAGUGGCUCUUUUCUUUCGGUGUGUUUUCUUGCUGUAAUUUACCAUAACUUUUAUAUAGAACAAAAUUGUGGUUUGGUUCAGAGGCUUCACCAUUUACUUUUCCAUCCAUAUGUGAAGAAUUAUGAAUGAGUUUGCACAAAGCUGA